AGACCACUUCGACAGAGGCAGAAUGCGUCGUCCAAUGCCAGAUUUGCAAUGGCUGAAGAGGUGAUCUUCAAAGGAGCUCCUGUCAUAAUCAAAGGGCUCCAAAAGGAAGAGUCUGUCCGGUACAAUGGCCAGAAGGGAACGGUUACGGCUGGUCCAUUUGACAACGGACGCUACGAGGUGACUUUACAGGGAGGAGGCUACAAGGAAGACAAGGUUCUGGCGUUAAAGCCAUCAAACUUCCAGCUGGACUUGGAUGCACUACAGGAAUAUGUGAUCAAGAAACGAAUCGAGAAAGCGAGGCGAGAUAUAGUGCUGGAGGAUCUCGCGGUGCUUUGGACCAAAGGCAAGGGUCUAUCUGCCAAGAGUUUGACAUGGAGAAGAGAGAAGGUGCCGGACUUGGACCAAGGAGAAGUUCUGCUAAAAGUGGAGAAGUUUGCCUUCAGUCACAUGGCCUUGGGAUAUUUGAUGAAAGGCUUCACCCGGACCUUCAGUGCAUAUCACAAUUUUUACAAAGCUUCCGAGGAGAACUUGUACCGAUCUGCCUGUUGGGGCUUUGCCACAGUCAUGGAGUCAACCCAUGACAAGGUUGCUGUGGGAACCAGGCUCUAUGGUCUCCUGCCAGCAGCCAGGUACCAGGUUCAGACAGUCGGUGACACCAUUCCUGGCAAAAAGGACGAGCCAUCUUGUGUCGAACUUGCCAUGGAGGGGGUGCCCUUCAACCUCCGUCGCUUUCAGGAAAUGGAGGUGGUAUCUGACUGCAUGGAACCACACUUGGAGGACUGGAUCAUUUGCACCAAGGAGAUCUACACGAUGGCCUACUACAUGGACGAACAAUUGCUGGUGGAUACAGGGAUGAUCAACUGUGUAAUCAUCUCCUGUGCAUCUGCGAAGACAGCCCUGGCCCUCGCCUUCUGCUUGCGAAUGCGAGACAUGAGGUACGUCUUCGGCCUCACCUCCAAGGAUCAUCUCGACUUUGCCCGUUCAACUGACUUGUUCCAUGAGGUGUUUUCGUAUGACAACGUGGCAUCUUUGCCGAACAACCAUACGGUAGUCUACAUGGACUUCAAAUGCGACGGGGAGCUCAGACAGCAGAUCACCUUGAGGAUGGGAACAAACUUGAUGUAUAAUAUGGUGGUUGGACCAGCUGUUUUCCAGAAGAAGAUGAAGGAUCAACUCUUUGAAAAACGAGCUAGAGAAGUCUUGUUCGAUGAGUCUUCCUGGAGGGAGCGCCGUCGGUUGGUGGCAGAGGUCACCAAGACCGGACGGAAUGAGAAGCUGAAGUACUCCUACCAGGCCUUUAUUGAGAGGAUGAAGAAGAUUAUCACAGUCAAGCACAUCAACGGGGUCGAUGGUUUUGUUGAGAUGUACGAUGCGUUGUACAGCAAUGCUUCAUCACCAGCUGAUGUGCAUGUCUGUUCCUUCCAUGCAGACGACGUGGAUGAGAUUUGGAAAGCCUAGCUAAAAAGUUUGCACGAUGGGGAUAAAGGGAUGGCCUUGGCAAGAAAGUCCAAGGGGCUACCUUGAGUUUAUUUUACCAAGCAAGAGUUUUUUAGUUCGGUAGCUAAGUGUCAGGUUCAGUUCCCCCCGCUUGGGAUAUAAGGCUUGACUCCUUCAUGGAAUUGGGCACCAGCUUGAGAAACUUUC
Messenger RNA from Durusdinium trenchii, 1644 nucleotides. NCBI's taxonomy places the organism in Eukaryota, Dinophyceae, Suessiales, Symbiodiniaceae. The record is from the annotation of a GenBank genome assembly.